AAAUUAGAAAAAUGUUCGAACUAUGCCUUCACCUUCACCUUCGUGAACCAACUUCCUAAAACACCUUCACGUUCAACUUCGUAUGCCCUAAAUUUUGCUUUCACUCCCUCCUUCAUUGGCGAACUCUUGCUUUCACUCCCUCCUUCAUAGGCGAACUCUUCAGCGUCGAAGACGACGAGUCUACAUUUUUCUGCUUCCGCACUAGCGACGAUUUUCUUUGUGUUCCCCUUCCAUCUGUCGAGAAGCGUUGUCGUUGAUUUCUUAUUUCUCUCAAACAAGUUUGUUCAUUUCUCUGAGCCUUAAUAUUUUGUUGGUGAUUGUAGAGUGAGCAAGGUUUCACUUAUUUAGAUUUCUAUGUGCCUUGGUGCAACUGCUGCAAGAGCUUUCAAUAUGAUAAUUUCUUGAUGGAGAUUAAUGUGGAACGUAGUGUGAAUGCUCUGGCAGCUGGAAGGAUUGCAGGCAUUGAUCCUUUAGAACAGAUAAACUGAAGAUGCAUUUGCAUUGUCAAAUGUGUAGCGAUCGACAAUGGUGGUUGUGCCCUGUGCAGGGGACUAUUUUGGGCAGUGAUGCUCUUAUUUUACAACUUUGUCAUGUCAAGACUGAUGGUAAAGUACAAAAGAUAGUUGAGAAAGACAAGAGUUCAACAAAGUUGCUUGUGAAAUUUUUUACUUUUGAGGCAACAUAUAAGGAUCUGAGACAAUCGUUUAGCCCGUUUAGCCAUGUAAAUACUAUUAAAAGUGAUAAUUUGGUCCAACUGUUGAUUGAAAGCUUAAGGUUGCCAAUGAAGUUUGGAAAUCAUAGAGGUUUUGCUUUUGUGGAGUAUGUUACUCAACAGGAGGCACAAAAUGAUCUUACAGCACUUUCAAGCACCCAGUUAUAUGGUAGACAUUUGGUGAUAGAGAGAGCGAAAGAAGGUGAGAGUUUGGAGAAACUACUGGCUCGAAUUGUUGCUCAAUUCAAUUCGAUUCGAUUAUGUCUAUAAUUACAUUAGUGUUCUGGUUCUACUUAUUUUUUAUGACAAUGCUACGAUUCAAUUGAUAUUUAAUUGAUUUAUUAAUUGCUAUAACGAAGAAAGUAUGAAAUUUAGUUAAAUUUUGAAUAUGACUUGUUAUAUUUCUCA
Cicer arietinum (chickpea) is the source of this 1120-nucleotide messenger RNA. The record is from RefSeq and is a predicted model, not a curated record. NCBI's taxonomy places the organism in Eukaryota, Viridiplantae, Streptophyta, Magnoliopsida, Fabales, Fabaceae.